This is a messenger RNA of Notodromas monacha, 615 nucleotides long. The record is from the annotation of a GenBank genome assembly. NCBI's taxonomy places the organism in Eukaryota, Metazoa, Arthropoda, Ostracoda, Podocopida, Cyprididae.
AUGAUGGGACAAUUGUGGAAGCGGAUCCCGUGGUGCGGUCGACGGGCGUCGGCCGUCUACGUCGUCUGGGCCGCGGCGUCCUUUGUCGCUGGAGGGAUUCUCUCUGGUGACCGAAACGCGAGAAUGCGCCAAUUCCCCAAGUCGGCGUCGGGGCGACGCAAGGCCCAACAUGGCGGCAAAUCGUCACGGGACGCCAAUUGGGAAGGAGGACCUCAGGGAUUCCCGAACGAGGAGCAUGGAUUAGCGAGGAAUGACGUGGAAUACGACGGAUUGGCGCCGCCGGACGCCGGCCAGGCGGACCUCGGUGGCGUCGGAGGUGGCUCUGUUGCUGUCGACGGCGCCGACAGCUGUCCAGUCCGGAUUCCCUGCGUCAUCAAUGACGAGUACUCCAUCGAAUGUAGGCGCCUGGAUGCCGAAGUCUACGUGCCAUUCUCAUUUUUGCGGAAAUAUUUUGAGGACGUUGAUCUCGACGGGGGCGUUCUCGUGGAAUUCACGGUUGUUUUAACUAAUCCGUUCAAUCCUGUCCCAAAUGCUGGGGCUUGGAACCCCUCGGAGUGCAGGCGGUUUGAUGUUUGCUCGACUCGUAAUGUACGAACGAGACCCGUGCUGAUCUGA